ACCCUUCAGGGAGGGGCUACUUCCCUUCCUGAGAGGCCCCUGAUGAGGAACCAGUGACAUAUCACUUGGGGACUGGACCUUUCACAGCCCAUUCUUGCCUUUGUCCCCCAGGCUCUGUGGAGUUAAUGUCGUCUGCACACUGGGGACCAUGUGAGGAAGCACCCCGACCCAGAACCUGCCUGCUCUUCUCGGCCUCGCCAUCCUUCAGGGAGAGCAGAGUGAGGCUGAUGAGGAAACAGGGACCUGUCACCUGGAGCCGGGGCCCUGUCACAUCCAUACAUCUGCUUGCCCUGCUCGGCUCUGUGGACUUUAUCCGUCAUCAGUGCCACUGGGGACCAUGGCAGACAGCACCACGACCUUGACCUUCAUUGUCCUCCUGGGCCUUGGGCUGUGUCAGGGCCCAAGGGACCAGGUACAGGCAGGUGAGUCCCCCCAACCUCCGACCUCCUGCUUCAGCACAGACCUGCCUGGGCAGCUAGGGAGACACAGGGUUUGGAAUAACGGAGUCGUCCCCAAACCCUCCAUCUGGGCUGACCCAGGACCCAUCGUCACCAAGGGGAGCCCCGUGACCAUCUGGUGUCAGGGGUCUCUGCAGGCUAGUGCCUACCUUCUGUAUAAAGAGAGGGGCUCUGAGCCCUGGGAAACGAGGAUCCCACAGAACUCCAGCAACAAGGCCGGUUUCCUCAUUGGAGCCACGACUACAUCCCACGCAGGGCUGUACCAGUGUGCAUAUUACACCACUGGGAACAUACCCUCAGAGUGGAGCGACCCCUUGUUCCUGGUGGUGACAGGAGAGUACAGUGCACCCUCCCUCUCAGCCCCACCAAGCCUUGUGGUGGCCUCAGGAGAGAACGUGUCCCUCUCCUGUAGCUCAAACUUCACAUCGGGCCCUUUCCAUCUGCUGAAGGAGGGAGGGGCUGACCCGCCCCGACGAAUGGAAGCAGAAUGGAGGAUCCAUACUAGGAGGUGGUGGGCCAUCUUCCCUCUGGGCCCCGUGAGCACCUCCCAUGGGGGGAUCUACAGAUGCUAUGGCUCUUCCAGCUCGUACCUCAACGUGUGGUCACAGCCCAGUGACCCCCUGGAGCUGGUGGUCUCAGGUCUCCAAUGGUACCUGAUUGUCCUGAUCGGGGUCUCGGUGGCCCUGGUCCUGCUGCUCUCGCUCUUCCUCUUCCUCCGAUUCCGGCUUCAGAGCAAAGGCAGGACGUCAGUGGCUGCAGCGUCAGAGCAAGAAGACAGAGGCCUGCAGAAGAGCUCCCGCCCAGCUGCUGAGGUCCAGGAAGAGAGUUUGUAUACCGUCGCAGAAGACACACAGCCUGAGCGGGACAGACAGCUGGACAGUCGGGCUGAAGAACCCCAGGAAGUGACCUACGCCCAGCUCAAGCCCUUGACCCUCAGCCAGGAGUCAAGUGCACCCCCUUCCUCCCCAUCAGAGGAGUCCCCAGAAGAGCCCAGCAUGUAUGCUGCUCUGGCCAGGCACUAGCCCAGCAAAUCCAGGGAGGUCCCUGCAGGGACCCUAAAAGGCAUGAAAGCUGCCACCAUGGACACUCAGCUAGUGACCCCUGCCAGCCUGGAGACCUGAUGUGCCCCCAGCAGCUCCUGGGACCUUUUGGAAGUUGACUGCUUCCAGGAACUGCAUCAUUAAACAGCUGACCUACAGACCCCGCCACAGGGACCCCGCCCACUGCACGAUCCCAGGGAACUGCCAUCGAGGCAGUAAAUACGCAAGUGGCAACCUCGGGCUGAGGGAGGGCCUACUGCCCAGCCAUUGUCACUGUGCCCUUAACUGACUGAGCCCCAAAGUUCCCAGACGGGGACCAACCACAGGACAGGACGCAAGGAGGCUGCACCACUGAGGGGUUGCUCAACUUCGUGCUUCUCAUUUCCCAAGACUCAGCCACUUCCUCCCCAGCCUGAGGAAGCUUCUCAGCAAGGAAAAGGGAAGCCUGCUCCCUCCUGACCACUUCUUCAUACCCCAGGCCCAGGGGGAGGGGCGCCUCUCCAUAGGCCACGAACCCAUCCCCCACUUCACUUAAAUCUCAAGACAGAACCAGGAAUCUGCCCAUCAACAACUGGUAACCAGCUGUGGAAUGAGCCUGUAGAUCUUCAGCAAACCAAGGUGGAUGGACCGGAUCAGCCCUCAGCCCCCACCCCCUCCUCACCCAAACUUACCAGGGACCAGGGUCAAAAGCAAGAAGUGGGAGCUAACCCCUGACCUCCACUUGCUAUUUCCUCUGCAUGUAAAUGACCGUUCAUCUGUAAGAACUUCCUGUUUUUUUGUUUUUAUUCAGAAUGCUUAUCUUUAAACUUAACAAAAAUGAUUUACACCCUAGCAGAUUUGGUUGUGGCUAGAGCGUUGGCCUGCAGACCACAGACCAAAGGAUCAUGGGCUCUAUUCUGGUCAAGGGCACAUACCAGGUUGGGGUUUGUGCAGGAGGCAACCAAUUGAUGUUUCACCAAUGUCUUUCCCUCUCCCUCUAAAAAUUAAAUGGAACCACACCCUCAGGCGAGGAUUAACAAAAAUUUUGCUUGCCAAUAGUGACCAGGUUUUGAUUCAAAGAACCUUCCCAUAACAGCCUUGGUCUCCUGCUGUGGUGUGAAUGUCUUCUCUAGUGCAGGCCGCCACCUCCCACCCCCCAGGCCAAGGACUGGCAUCUACAGGCUGUGACAAGUACCUACAGUGCUGGCUUCAGCAGCACAUACUAAAGUGGACAGAUCAGCAUGGCUCCUGAGCAAGGAUGACGUGCAGAUUCAUGAAGCAUCCCCAAUUUUUUGAUGAACAGCAACUAGACUUUACGGGGUGAUGACUUGAUAGUGUGUAUAUAGAUGUUGAAUUGUUUACACCAGAAAUAAAAGCCCACAAGCAUCUGACCAAACCGGGUUAACCAGGCCCCCUGUGCAGAAAGCACUUGACAGGUGUGAACUAGCUCUAAGUACCCUGGUGAAGAACCCAGGCCCCACUCUGCCCAGUUAGACUAUGUUCGGAGCAGGGAGGGAAGGAAAGAGAUCACCACAGAGACCAGUU
Messenger RNA from Eptesicus fuscus (big brown bat), 3022 nucleotides. Its product is annotated as leukocyte immunoglobulin-like receptor subfamily B member 3. The record is from RefSeq and is a predicted model, not a curated record. The transcript has 10 exons. Bases 338 to 1480 code for a protein of 380 amino acids. Lineage: Eukaryota; Metazoa; Chordata; Mammalia; Chiroptera; Vespertilionidae.